Molecule: messenger RNA, 591 nt
Organism: Triticum turgidum subsp. durum (durum wheat)
Lineage: Eukaryota; Viridiplantae; Streptophyta; Magnoliopsida; Poales; Poaceae
Source: the annotation of a GenBank genome assembly
AUGUCCUCUUUGCUCUCUGCAGCCGAAGAUCCAUUUUCUGAAAUUGGCGCUGAAUCGUGUACACAACGAUUUCUUCUUCAAGUGGCAAUGGAUCCCAAGGGUCUUGACAGCGAUAAGUCGGCGAGUAGGCUCUAUGUGGGCAAUCUGGAUUUCAGGAUAUCAGAGUCUGACGUUAUCAAGAUGUUUUCCCCCUAUGGAAAGAUCAUAGCUGAGGAUUUCCUGUUGCAUACGCGUGGCCCGAAGCGAGGCGAGCCUCGUGGUUAUGCCUUUGUUCAGUACACUACCAAAGAGGAAGCUCAGUUGGCAAAGGAGAAGAUGAAUGGCAAGUUGGUCUGUGGACGUCCUGUGGUGGUUCACCUGGCGAGCGAGAAGUGCUUCCUAGAUUCCGGUAAUUCACAAAGAGCGCUGAAAGAUAAGAAACUGGCAGGUGGUUCAGGAAGCAAAUCAGCACAAACUGAUCGUGCUGCAAAGAUAUCUGCGAUAAAAAACAAGUUGAAGUCUCUGGAGAAUGAUGGCUGUAGCACAAAGAGACCAAGACUUAACCCAGAUGACUUGAAAAGCACUGGAGAACAAUCUGAUAAGAAGCUUUGA